Messenger RNA from Podarcis muralis (Common wall lizard), 2061 nucleotides. The record is from RefSeq and is a predicted model, not a curated record. Lineage: Eukaryota; Metazoa; Chordata; Lepidosauria; Squamata; Lacertidae.
GUGGGGUUGCUUUCAAGUAAUCAUGCAUGGGAUUGCAUUGUAAAGCAUAUCCAUGUUAUUUGUAUGUAUUAUAUGUUUACUUUCCUCCCAGCAGCUCACACAACAACGUAUUGACAUUCUUAAUCACGGUUUUUUUGUUUUUUGUUUUUAAAAAGCUACAGUUCCCCAAGUGGUUUAACAAACAAUGCUGCUUCCCAGGGAACUCUGUGAAUUGUACUAUGUGAGAGGAAUAAGGGCCUUCUAACAACUCUCAGCACCCUAACAAACUACAGUUCCCAGAAUUCUUUGGGGGAAGCCAUGGCAGUUUAAAGUGGUAUUAUAGCAUUUUAAAUGGAUGGUGUGAUUGUGGCCUUGUUGGGCCUUCCUUUUCUUCCAAGCCUCUGAUUGGUUCUCAGAACCAGAAGUCACCUGUAUUCCUUUUCCUUAAUUAUUACAGCUGCCUCAGUGACUCUAACAAAGAGAACCACCCUGCAGUAACAUAUAUGCUGUAGUUGAGCCAGAGGGGUUGGCAGGCUUUCAGUAAGAACAGGCACUGCUACUUAACAAAGGAACUUAAUUUUUGCUUUAAUAGAAACCAAAACUGAGGCCUAGAGCUUCUAACAGCAGCCGGCCAUCCUAUCAAAUACACAGACAACACCCAGGGGCUACUUCUUUCUCUGUUGCCUCUGGAAGGCAGAAGGCCCCUCCUACAGCUAUGAACUUGUUCCUUUCCCCUGCACCAUUGCAUGUGCUUUAUCACAACACAGACAAUAAACAAAUUUCGUAUUUCAAUGACUCCUGCACAGUGGGCAUCUUUCUGAAGCAAGAAGAAAAGCAGCAGAAAAGCACAGGUGAACAAUUAUCCCAUCAAGCUCUCAUUUUAGCAACCGUCUUCCUUUAACAUUUUCCAGGAUGUGAAAAGGACUUUGAAUGGGCAGGAGACGGAACAUCUACAGAUAAAGCCCAUUCAGGAUCAGCAAGUGCAGCAACAUGAGCAAGAACUCAAAUACUUUAUAUGUCAGGAGUAAAAGUGUGUCAGAAGAAACACUGUACUCGCACGAUGAAGCGGAUGGGGCUCCUCAAGGAAUGGACCAAUAUCGUGUCAGGAGACUUUCCUGCCGUAAUCUCCAGCUUCCCCCUUUGGCCUUCAGGCAGCUGGAGCAGGCAGAUUGGGACAGAAAGGGUGAUCCAGAGACGGUGCCGAGGCCCACCAGCCUUCCGCUGAGAACUCUCCCACUAAUUGCUAUCACAGCUGCAGAGACUGUCAGUUUCGACGUCGACAAUGGCACCUCAUCGGGACGGAGUCCCUUGGAUCCCAUGACAAGCCCCGGAUCGGGGCUCAUUCUCCAGGCUAACUUUGUUCACAGUCAACGGAGGGAAUCCUUCCUCUACCGGUCCGAUAGCGACUAUGACCUCUCUCCAAAGUCUAUGUCCAGGAACUCCUCCAUCGCCAGUGAUAUACAUGGAGAUGACUUGAUUGUGACACCGUUUGCUCAGGUGCUGGCCAGCUUACGUACUGUACGGAAUAAUUUUGCUGCAUUAACCAACCUGCCGGAUCGAGCACCUAGCAAACGGUCACCCAUGUGUAACCAACCAUCCAUCAACAAAGCAACCAUAACAGAGGAGGCCUACCAAAAACUGGCCAGCGAGACCCUGGAGGAGCUCGACUGGUGCCUGGACCAGCUGGAAACCUUGCAGACCAGGCACUCCGUCAGCGAAAUGGCCUCGAACAAGGCUCUCGGUGAAGCUGCUCACUGGGUGACCUUGGGGCCCUCACUGUCUCUCAGCCUAACCUACCUCAGAGUUGUGAGGAAGAGAGCCAUGAUCUUUUUGGAGGAAUGGUGCAAUAUAAAUGCAAUGGCAAAUCUAAUAUCACUUCUGACUGCAGACUUGAUCUACACAGGCAGGGGAAAGAGGGAGGGAAGCAUCUGACUCUUGCAAGCUCCUUGAGCUUUUGAUUGUGCAAUGUAACACAUGGCUACAGGAGUCACAAGUUCGUGGAUUCUUUCCCAUGCUUUCCUAUUCUUGAGAUACCAUUUAUGCUCCUCCAAUAAAAGUGUCACAUACUGUUUAUGCUGUUAA